AUGGACUAUAAGUUGUCUAGAGGUAGACGUUUAGUGCAAGCGGUACAUGAUGCUAACGGAAAUAAUGAAAGAAACGAAAACAUAUCAGCGAAAGAGAACAUUAACGACUAUCAGAAAUGUAUUCCCGAGGUACAACAAACACUCCCUGUUAUAGUGUUGACUGAAGAUUCUUGCUUUACGGAUUAUGUUUCUCUAAAUUCAUUUAAUAUGGAAGAAGAACAUCUUCCCUCUACAGAUCAUAUAAUUCCACGUUGUGUGCCUUCUUCAGAACAAGAAGUUUUACCAAUACAACUGGAGUUCGCACACGAUACAAACUCCGAAAGCUCAAGGGAACAAAUCAUUUAUUUAGAAAAAACAAACGAUUCUCAGGAACCAAUCACGCUAACAAAUACUCAUGAUGAUGAACGCCCGCUGUCUUCAUCUCUUCUCAAAAACGAAUCCGAUAAGUUUAUAGAUCCCAAUAAUCACAACAUGAAUGAAGGAAGAAAACGGCGAAAGAAAGCCGACCCUAGCCAGUGGAAGAGGAAUAUUAACAAAAAAUUACGUAUGGAAGGGAAGGCGUACUUAGGAUUCAGAAAAGCCGGGUCUACAGUUAUUCAGGAUAUACCAAGGGACGAACGUAAAAUAAAACCAACUUGCAUGAGUACUGUUUGUGCUAACUCAAAGAAACGAAAUUGCCAAUAUUUCACCCAAGAACAGAGAGAAUCAAUAUACCAACGAUUUUGGGGCCUAACUUGGGGAGAGCGCAAAGCAUUUGUUUGUGGAUACGUGACUAAGAUUGCAAAAAAAACAAACACAACCGAUGGUGACUCGAGGCGUAAUUUUACGUUAAUUUAUAAUUUGAAUAAUGGGCAACAAAAUUAUCAAGUUUGUCGAGAUAUGUUCCUAAAUACUUUAGGAAUCGGCUACAGAAUGGUCCAAUCGUGGGUAAACGAUAGCUCUCAUGGAAUUCCAGCUACAAUAAAAAUCAAAGAUACUUCCGUUAAUAAUGUGGUGAGGUCACAGGAAGAUUUUUUAAGUAACUUUUUGGAUAGUUUACCAAAAAUGCCAUCUCAUUACAAUAGACAAAAUUCAUCAAAACUGUACCUGGAACCUGUUCUUCAGACUAUUAAAGAUGUUUAUAAACUUUAUUUAGUUAAAUGUAAUGAAACCGGACAACCAAGUUUUAGUCGCAAAAAGUUCAGUGAAGUUAUGAGCAGCAAAAAUAUUUCCUUGUUUAACGUCAAAAAAGAUAAAUGCAAUUUAUGUGCUAGCUAUGAAGCAGGAAAUUUACAGGAAGAGUCUUGGAAAGAACACAUAGAGAAGAAAGAAAAAGCUAGAAAGGAAAAACGGGAAGAUAUAGAAAAAGCUAAUAGAGGAGAAAUAAUAUUAAUAGAAGUAGACUUCCAGGCAGUUAAACUAGCGCCAUUUACUCAUGCUAAUGCUUUCUACUACAAAACAAAACUAGCCUGCCAUAACUUUACAAUAUAUGAUAUCGUAAAAAAACAAUCAACUUGUUACUGGUUCUCCGAAGACCAAAACAAUCAAUUAGUAGCAUCUACAUUUGUCUCAUGUUUGAUUCAUUAUCUGAAAAAAAAAUGCAUAACUGCAGAAAAAAAACCUAUCAUAAUAUUUUCUGAUGGGUGCACUGCUCAAAACAGAAAUAAUGUGAUGGCAAAUGCUCUGCUAAAUUUUAGUAUGCUUCACGGAGUUUUGAUAUAUCAAAAAUAUCUUGAGGUCGGUCAUACCCAGAUGGAGGUGGAUUCUGUUCAUGCAUGCAUCGAGAGAAAAUUAAAAAAGAAAGAAAUCAAACUCCCCAGUGACUACGUGUCUAUUACUAGAGAAGCACGUGAAAAGCCAACACCAUACGAAGCCAUAGACCUUACUUACGACUUUUUUCGAGACUAUACAAAGCCUUUACGAUAUAAUUCUAUUAGACCUGGUCGAAUGAAACAUGAUCCAACAGUAACCGACAUAAAAGUGAUAAGCUAUCAUCCUUCGGGAAUAAUUAAAGUAAAACUAGACUUUUCUGAGGAACUAAAAGAUUUACCACAAAGACCAAAACGAUUUGAUGCCGUACAAUCGUAUCCACCAUUAUUUACAGCACGAUGUUGUAUAUCCAAAACUAAGUGGUUACAUCUGCAAGAACUAAAGUCUGUCAUACCUAAGGAUUGCCAUUAUUUUUAUGAUAAUUUGCCCUGCCAAGGCUAA
Molecule: messenger RNA, 2190 nt
Organism: Diatraea saccharalis (sugarcane borer)
Lineage: Eukaryota; Metazoa; Arthropoda; Insecta; Lepidoptera; Crambidae
Source: the annotation of a GenBank genome assembly